Molecule: messenger RNA, 834 nt
Organism: Phytophthora infestans T30-4
Lineage: Eukaryota; Oomycota; Peronosporomycetes; Peronosporales; Peronosporaceae
Product: H/ACA ribonucleoprotein complex subunit, putative
Exons: 4
Coding region: 1-834 (277 amino acids)
Biological process (GO): snoRNA guided rRNA pseudouridine synthesis; ribosome biogenesis
Cellular component (GO): box H/ACA snoRNP complex
Molecular function (GO): box H/ACA snoRNA binding
Source: RefSeq, a predicted model, not a curated record
AUGCCGCGACAAAAAAGCUUGCUGCCAGCACCAGCUACCCUCAAAUACGCCCUCAGGAAUACCUUCAGUGUGUGCGAUAUCUACAGCCUGAAGCUGCAACAUCAACCGGGAUAUCGUCACGUGUAUGACCAUUGUCACGGCGUCCACUGCUGCCAGGUGCUCGCUUCCGCCCUCGUGCCAUGCUGGAAAAACUCGCUACAGCAGAGUACCAUGUCCUUUCGGGGUGGACGCGGAGGCGCUCGUGGAGGACGCGGUGGACGUGAAGGUGGCCGAGGUGGUGGCCGUGGCGGUGGUCGUGGCGGUGGUCGUGGCGGCUUCCGCGAGCCCGAGGGACCUCCAGCUUUUGUUGUUGAGCUGGGCUCCUUCAUGCACGCUUGCGAGAACGAGAUGGUGUACAAGAGCACGAACGACAAAGUGCCUUACUUCAACGCCGGUGCCUUCCUGGAGAACAAGACGCGCAUCGGUAAGGUGGACGAGAUCCUCGGCUCCAUCAACGAGGUCAUGUUCACGGUCAAGCCCGACACGGGCGUGUCUGCCUCUUCCUUCCAGAAUGGUGACAAGGUUUUCAUCAGCCCUGAUAAGCUGCUUCCGCUUAGCCGAUUCACGGAAAAGCCUGGCAAGAAGCCCGCAGGUGCCGGCGGACGCGGUGGUCGUGGCGGUGCCCGUGGUGGACGCGGCGGAGGUCGCGGUGAAGGGCGUGGAGGAUUCGGUGGACGCGGAGGCGGCCGCGGUGGUUUCGGCGGACGUGGUGGUGGCCGCGGAGGGGGCUUUGGUGGACGUGGAGGCGGUCGUGGCGGAGGCAGAGGGGGCUUCGGCGGCCGUGGCCGCUAUUAG